Molecule: messenger RNA, 294 nt
Organism: Paramecium tetraurelia
Lineage: Eukaryota; Ciliophora; Oligohymenophorea; Peniculida; Parameciidae
Exons: 1
Source: RefSeq, a predicted model, not a curated record
AUGAAUCAGAGAUCUUGGUGGUUGUCUCAUCAUGCUAUUUCAAGAGUAGCAAAUAUUUUUACAUCACUUUAAUAUAACUAUAAUAAUAAAUCUGUCAUGAGCCGUAUCAUCAGAGUCGUUAAGACUGGGGCGGCAUAUAUAUCUUCAUUAAUUCAUACUUUUCAAUAUUGUUCAGACAAAUGCCUCAAAUAAUCAUUGAUGCAGGAACAAUAGAUGGAUGUCUAUCGAUUCCUUCAUACUCGUCAUCGUUUCAUCAUUAUAUAAUAUUUAUAUCCAUUAUUAGUUUAACUAUGA